CCCCCCAAGGACCCCUUCUUAAAGUCAACGCAGGACCCUUGUCGCAUCGAGGCUGUCGCAUCUUACACUGCAACUUUCCUCUUGACGAACAACUUUUCUGCGCCCUGCCCCAAUUGUUCGAACCAGAUAGGCGCACCUGAAUCUUGGCUUCGACGAUCCGUAGAUACCCAGACCCAGCUUCUUAGUCGUACACAUAAUACCCUACCGGGACCAGGUUUCUUCCUUCCCACGUCCAUAUCGCAUCCUAGUCGCUCUUCCUUCGAGCUUCACGAUAUCAUCAGAAGGUGCAGCUAGGGAAUAGAGGUAGUCUACUCUGAAAUCCAAACAACCGCAAUCAUGAACCGAUCACUCUCCAUCAGAUCUAACCACCGCCGCAACGGCUCCCAGAAUAAUGGCGCCUCCAAGCGCGCUGGAUUCUCCUUCAACUCCCUACGCGGCAACGUCCAGCCCGAGCUCUCACGCAAGCUCUACAAGAUCAUCAAGAGCGAGAACAACCUCAUCAACGCCCACGAGACUGCCGGCCGCGAGCGCACCUCCAUUGCCACUCAGCUCUCCGAGUGGGGCGAACAGACUAACGACGCCGCUGUCUCGGACGUCUCGGACAAGGUUGGCGUCAUCCUCAGCGAGCUCGGCGAGCAGGAGGAACAGUAUGCUCACUCUCUGGACGAUGCCCGAGGUGUUUUGAAGCACAUUCGCAACACGGAGAAGAGCGUCCAGCCGAGUCGCGACGGCAAGGACAAGAUUGCCGACGAGAUUGCCAAGCUCAAGAUGAAGGAGCCCCAGAGCGCGAGGCUCGUGGUUCUCGAGCAGGAGCUUGUCCGCGCUGAGGCAGAGAACUUGGUUGCCGAAGCCCAACUGACGAAUGUCACUCGCCAGAAGCUCAAGGAAGCGUACGAAGCCGAGUUCGCUGCUACUAUUGAGCGGGCCGAGAAGCAAAUCAUCCUUGCCAAGCACGGCCGGCGUCUCCUUCACCUCCUCGAUGACACCCCUGUCGUACCUGGCGACAUGCGUCCCACGUAUCACCACGCUCAACAGGCGCGACAGAUCCUCAACGACGCCGAGGACGACCUGCGUGACUGGCGCCCGGAGCAGGAUGACUUUAACAGCGCACCCUCUGACUCCGUGACCAACGCUAGGGGUACCCAGGACGCAGUACACGACGAGGACGCUAAGAUCGUGGCUGGAUCGGUUCCUGGACACCAGGCAGUUUCGGAGAAGGAUACUGAUAGCAUUGUGAGCAAUGGAACUAGGCAGACCGAGAGCGUUGCUGCUCACUAGAGCGGUACCGGGAUGUGUUGUGCGAUGCUUUCCAGUUUGUAUGAAGGAUAUCAGGAUGGACGGGCUGGGACUGGGAGAUGUUAAUGCUUGUAUAUAAUACCAUUCUUACGGCCGCGCUUUCAUGAAAUACAUGAUAUCAAACGAACCAUUUUCUGGUAUGCGUUUUGACUCAGCAAGAUGGUAUUUUGCAGAAUUGAUCAUAUUAUCUUCUCAUCACCACAACUCAUCUGCAUCAUGUCUUGACCGCAACUUGGGAAGGGGCUGCGCCAAGUAUUUGUUUAGCAACCAUCCAGUGUUGGGGACAUCAUGAAUACCAAUUUUCAAUCGACUUGGUUGGU
Colletotrichum phormii is the source of this 1616-nucleotide messenger RNA. RefSeq names its product sphingolipid long chain base-responsive protein LSP1. Gene Ontology annotation, biological process: eisosome assembly; endocytosis. Gene Ontology annotation, molecular function: lipid binding. The record is from RefSeq and is a predicted model, not a curated record. Bases 337 to 1278 code for a protein of 313 amino acids. Gene Ontology annotation, cellular component: eisosome filament; plasma membrane. NCBI's taxonomy places the organism in Eukaryota, Fungi, Ascomycota, Sordariomycetes, Glomerellales, Glomerellaceae. The transcript has 3 exons.